ACUGCGUGGUGUGACUAUGGUAGUGUGACUUUGUUAGCCUCUCCGAUACAACGUGAACCAUGACGCACGCAAUAACUUUCAGGCCAAGUGGUGGCAGCUCGCAGAAAAGCAAAGCUGCUACACCUGUCCUACCUGCAAAGAGCGCUGACGUCAAGCGUUUCUUGCGCUCGCACGCCGAAAUUGUCUUGCUGCAAUGGGUCAUAUGUUGGAUGUUGCUGGCAACCGUCGCUACUGUCGUCAUGUGCGUCCUUCUUCUCAAGGCAAACAGUUAUCCUGUCCUGGACGCUGAAUCGGCUCUCACGCUGGGUCUGCACGAGAAACUCAUCAGAGAGAAGUACUCAACAAGUGAUAACAUAUCAAAGACUAUCAUCACAAGUAUCACCAACGACAGCUUGUAUGAGAUUGUCAAGUCACUUUCCCAAAUAACAGGCAGCGAGUACGAGCGACAAGUCGCCCUGUCAAGCCUUAUUAACGAGCGCAUGACGUCUUAUGGCCUAGACUAUACUACCAUGGUGUCCUACAACGUCUUAAUGAGUAGGCCUGAUCCCGAAAAAGAAAACCAGGUACAACUGUACAAGAAUGAUGUGGUGGCCAUGACUGCAGCAACGAAGGGAGUACCAUCAGCUAAGACCGAAAUGGCCAGAGGACACGCCUACAACGCCUAUGCUGCCGCUGGUGACGUUAAGGAACCCAUCGUUUAUGUCAACUAUGGGCGCCUAUCAGACUUCAACUAUCUGAGGACAAAGGGAAUCUCCGUCCAGGGGAAAGUUUGCAUCGCCCGACUUGGGCAAAUUUCCAGGGCUAACAAGGUAAAACAUGCCGAGAAAGAAGGCGCGGCAGCUAUUGUGUUGUUCCCGGGUCCAGCCAGCGUGGGCCCUACGACGAACGACGAACGUCCGUUUCCAGAUUCCUCGUGGGUGGGAGGCAGCGUGGCAUACGUGCACGGUGACCCGCUCACUCCCGGAUACCCUUCCAGAGAUGGAAUGCCACGACUGUCUAUAGACAGUGCGGAGUUGCCGAGGAUACCGUGCCAGCCCAUCGGGUAUGAUGACGCCAGGACGAUUUUGGGGGAACUAACGGAUGAGAAAUGCCCGGACGACUGGGUACCGCAACUUGGCGUGAUAUGCAACAUCAUUGGGUCAGACUCGGUCAAGCUUCGAGUUGAGGUGAACAAUAUACUACAGGAAAGUACAGUGACCAACAUCAUCGGGAUCAUCAACGGAACAAUUGAACGUGACCGUCUAGUCAUCGUGGGAAAUCACUUGGACGCUCAUGGUGCCGCUGAUCAUUCCCUGGGCAUAGCGCAGCUCCUUGAAGAAGCUCGUGUCUUCGGAUCGCUGCACAAGGAUGGGUGGCGUCCGCGGCGCACUGUGGUGUUCAGCCUGUGGGACGGCAACGAGGACGGCAUGCUGGGCUCCACGGAGUGGGUUGAAGACCACAUGUUCCGCCUCCAGGCCCGCGCCGUCAUAUACAUUGGCACCGAGCUACUCUCCGGUGACAAUUUCUUUCCGAGGGCGUCACCAACGAUAACCAAUUCGAUACGUCUCAUUUCUUCAUUGAUUCCUCACUACAAGAAAAGUACGGACACAUUACUGGCCAUCUGGUCAUCACAGCGUGGAGUGCCACGAGGUAGUCAUGACAUGCCCAUGUCACUGCCUGUUAUCGGACGGUCGGAUGAUGCUCCCUUCGUCUUCGGCGGUGGUGUGCCCACUGCCUCCAUAUCGUUCGCUCAUAACUACAACGGAACGGCAGCGGGAUACGACGCAUUUCAGAUGGUAGCAAAAUUCCCGGAUCCAGGCCUUCACGUGAGCCGGAUGUCUGCACAGCUGGUAGCGUCUCUCGCACGAAUGUGGGCUGACCGAAAGAUGCUGCCCUACGGCAUACACGAACUGGCAUUCACCCUGCGCGCCGGGCUGGAUGACUUUACUGCACGGCACGAGACCGCAAUUAAGAACAACAAACUGGACUUGAGCGCCCCAAAGAAAGCUGCGGCCGAGUUUGCAAUGACGGCGAAGCGGUUCACCAAAUGGACAAAGUCCAUUGACCGCCGCAACCCAAUUAUGACGCGUAUCGCCAACGACAACAUGAUGAGAGUUGAGAAGAUUUUCAUCAUGCCUGGUGGAAUUCCUACAAGGCCGAUAACGAUGAGGAACCUAGUGUACUCCCCGGAAGGACAGCUCUUUCCAGGCCUAGAGGAUGCAAUCAACCAGAACCCGCUGGAUCGCCAAGCGUUUGGGCUGCAGACAGCGUUACUAGCUGACAUCCUGUGCCAGGCCAAGGACUAUCUCAUGGUCACGCCAGCUUGACGUCCACCAAUAAACACAGUCUCUCUAUA
Ornithodoros turicata is the source of this 2335-nucleotide messenger RNA. Its product is annotated as N-acetylated-alpha-linked acidic dipeptidase 2-like. Bases 60 to 2306 code for a protein of 748 amino acids. The record is from RefSeq and is a predicted model, not a curated record. Gene Ontology annotation, molecular function: carboxypeptidase activity. The transcript has 19 exons. NCBI's taxonomy places the organism in Eukaryota, Metazoa, Arthropoda, Arachnida, Ixodida, Argasidae.